Molecule: messenger RNA, 2442 nt
Organism: Carcharodon carcharias (great white shark)
Lineage: Eukaryota; Metazoa; Chordata; Chondrichthyes; Lamniformes; Lamnidae
Product: probable G-protein coupled receptor 171
Exons: 2
Coding region: 1014-2012 (332 amino acids)
Biological process (GO): G protein-coupled receptor signaling pathway; negative regulation of adenylate cyclase activity
Cellular component (GO): membrane
Molecular function (GO): G protein-coupled purinergic nucleotide receptor activity
Source: RefSeq, a predicted model, not a curated record
CAGUGACUACAUUUAUCUGAAGCCUAACCUAUUUCACUUCCUCCUUCUCUGGUCUCAGAAGGCUGUGACAUCAAAAUUUCUUUCUGUUUCACUGAUUUCCUUUUUGCAGAAGCGAAUGUUUAAAAGGCUCUCUGUGUGUUAUUGUUUUCUGGAGGGGGUGGGGGAGAAGAAAAAAAAAGACUCUGAAAAUCAGUUGGAAACAGUUUGUGAAUCAUUAGGCUAUCCUAAAUAGUUAAGCAAAAUGCUACCGUCAAAAAGAGCCAAGCAAUAUAAUCAUGGGAGGAUGAAGGGAUUACAGGAACCGCUUCAAACCCUGAAAUCUUGUUUGAUAAAGUAACAGUUGUCUUUGCAGCUGAGAGGUUCUUGAUAAUAGGGAAUUGCAGAUGACAUGAUAUUAUCCAUCAACACAGUUCAAACAUUAGAAAGACCAAAACUCAUACUUCUGGUAAACUGAAGCAAGGCAACUGCUGAUCAAGUGUGUGAGUAAUAAGGGAAAUUCAGACAGGGAGUACACUAUAACUGGGAAUGUACAAUGUGGUUGGCAUGUAAAAGUUACAUCAAUGACGAAACAACAGGCAAGAUAAUAGUGUUGGCGUUUAACUUCUGAAAAGGUCAUUAUUAGCAUUCCACUACAGAGCAGGCGACCCAUCUUCUGACUCAUCAAGCAUUUCCUACAAGCUGCUUCCUUCUAAGGGAAACAAAGCAGUAGGUAUAUACUUCCUUUCUCAAAUUUAGACAAGCAGCAGAGGGCUUUGAAGACUUAAACAGCCGUGUUUACCCCUAACUCUUUGUGGAGUAGCGCUGAUAGCCUUUUUGGGAACAGGACAACUAUAAAUUACCCUCACUUAGUUACGGGUUGCAACUCCAAGUCAGCAAGAAUCAACCUUAAUCAGACAAACAAGGUGUUUGUUUACCCAGCUGAAAAUUUCUACACUGUGGACAAGUUGCUUUGCUAAAGCAUCAAUACAAUCUUAGUACAUUAGGCAUCACGUUUUUGUUUGAAGCUGCACACAAUGAGCUCUACACCAUCCAACAGCUCCAGUGCACAGUGUACAAGCAAUAACAAUAUGGAAGCUUUCACUUAUUUUUAUUAUUUAAUCUUCCUGAUUGGCAUUAUUGGGAGUUGUGUAGCACUUUGGGCAUUUAUUAGCCAAAGGAAAGCCAGAAAAUGCCUCAACAUCUACCUACUGAACCUGCUGACUGCUGAUUUUCUGCUGAGUUUGGCUCUGCCUUUCAAAAUAACUGUUGACUUGGGCAUUGCUCCAUGGGGUUUGAUGGUCUUUCACUGCCAGGUCACAGCAUGCCUCAUCUAUGUUAAUAUGUAUUCAUCGAUUAUAUUUCUGGGCUUUGUGAGCAUAGAUCGAUACAUUCAACUCUCAGGAAACUCAAGGUUCCAACGGAUUCAGGAACCAGGCUUUGCAAAAAUGAUGUCUGUUGUAAUAUGGGGAAUGGUCCUGCUGUUGAUGGUGCCAAACAUGGCAAUUCCUAUCAAAAGCAUAGAACCAAAGCCUCUUCUAAAGUGUGCAGAGAUCAAGAUUACACUGGGGCUCCACUGGCAUGUCCUUACCAAUUUUAUCUGCAUUGUAAUAUUUAUGAAUGUUUCAGUCAUGCUCCUAACCUCCAACUUCCUUGUGGUGAAAAAACUGUACAAAAACAAAGACAGAGAAAUGCAGAAAGACGCACAGCAAACUCUGAGGCACGUUUUCAUACUGACUGGCAUCUACAUCAUUUGUUUCGUCCCGUAUCAUAUUGUUCGGACUCCAUAUACGCUUAGUCAAUACAAGCCAGUGAGAGACUGCACUGUACAACGAUCCCUGUUUUAUGCAAAGGAAUCCACCUUCCUCUUGGCUGUUCUCAGUCUUUGUUUGGACCCCAUUUUGUAUUUCUACCUCUGCAAAUCAUUCCGGUCCAAAAUCACAGAAACGUUUGGAUCAACCAAAUGGGCCAAAUGCCAGGAGAAAAGUGAGGAUGAAGAGGGGAGAAACGAGACCAACUUAACAUUGUGCGAUUAAAAUGGACAUUCGCCUGCACAUUCCGCUAUCUUUUUCUCCAAAGCUGAAAAGAAGCAGAAGCCUCAAAACCCAUCACACCAAAUUUCAAAAGGAGCUUUUACCGCAAUGCCACAAUUUUCUUGACAAAUAAGCUGCGAAAGAGAAAUGGAAACAAUAUUUACAACAUUCUUACUUUGGGCUUUUAUAAAUUGCAUGGCUUCUCCAAGUCGAGGUGAACCGAUAUGAGAAAACUUGUUUUGAUGAAAGAAAAUUCGCAAAGUGCUGAAACUGCACUCGCGAAAUAAGAUUUUUAUAUCUAAUUUGUCACCUAUGAAAGAGUUUAAUUCAUGCAAUGAGCCCUAACUGUGGUCCUAUGUCAUUCAUGUAUUAAGUGCUAUAUGGAAUUAUAUUUUUAUAUAUAUAUUAUUUAAUUAAACUUGAGUUUAAUUGA